This is a messenger RNA of Larimichthys crocea (large yellow croaker), 1878 nucleotides long. It is a transcript of the gene tmem144b, whose product is annotated as transmembrane protein 144b. Gene Ontology annotation, molecular function: carbohydrate transmembrane transporter activity. Lineage: Eukaryota; Metazoa; Chordata; Actinopteri; Sciaenidae. Bases 175 to 1365 code for a protein of 396 amino acids. Gene Ontology annotation, biological process: carbohydrate transmembrane transport. Gene Ontology annotation, cellular component: membrane. The record is from RefSeq and is a predicted model, not a curated record. The transcript is spliced from 12 exons.
UCCACAGUGUUGGCACGGUGGUCAUGAAUCCACUGCAGCCACCAUGCGUCAGGCUGAGUGAUUAGAUAAUUGGUAGCACCUGGCUGAGUGUCAGACCUUGCCACUGCAGUUACACACGGCCUUUUAACACUGUGGACAGGCUAUAGCACAUUAAAACAAACAUUUAGUUUUAACAUGCUCGAAGCAAAAUACCCACAUUUGCUUUUAUUUGUUACCGCGUUAUCGGUGAGCUGUCAUGGUGCACAUGCUGCUGAACAAGGUGCCAGAUGUGAUGAAAAAGCUGCAAUGUGCAAAUUGGAAACAUUUGAUCUCACCUUAAACUCAACCAAUAUGACUCAUUUCGCCUACGGAAUUGCUGCAAAUUUGGUUGCUGUGCUGUUGUAUGGAAGCAACAUAGUUCCUGUCAAAAGAAUAGAGAUGGGAGAUGGCAUGUUUUUUCAGUGGGUAUCCUGUGCAGCAAUAUGGGUUGUAUCUAUGGUCGGAGACCUGAUGCUUCAGUCACCCAAAUUCUACCCUUUUGCCAUGCUUGGAGGUGUCAUCUGGGCUACAGGCAAUAUAGCAGUUGUUCCAAUUGUUAAAGCAAUUGGCCUCGCUCUUGGGAUUUUAAUUUGGGGAUCCUCAAGUUUGUUGAUGGGCUGGGCCAGUUCAAGAUUUGGCUGGUUUGGGAUUGUUGCUCAGGAGGUUUCCAGGCCCAUAUUAAAUUAUUGUGGAGCUGGGUUGUGUCUGCUCAGUGGCUUGAUCUUUUUCUUUGUGAAAUCGGACGUUGAACUGCAUCCCAACCCCGAAUCGAUUCCAUUACUUAUUGACAGGAGAAUAACGUCAAGCAACUAUGGACCAAGUUCCUCAGAGUUCUGGAUAGAUGUGAUCGGACCAAAGACCAGGCGGUUAAUCGGCUACCUGCUUGCUGUUGUGUCAGGCCUGCUGUACGGCUCCUCCUUUGUACCCAUCCUCUACAUUAAGACCCAUUCAUCAUGCCAUGACAGCAUGUUCCACGGAGCCAGUGUCUAUGACCUGGACUACGUUUACGCGCAGUGCUCUGGCAUUUUCAUUGCAAGCACAGUGUACUUUGCCAUCUACUGCGCUGCCAUGAAUAAUAAGCCCAGAAUCUACUCCAGAGCCAUCCUACCAGGUCUGUUGUCUGGAAUAAUGUGGGCAUUGGCUACAUACUGCUGGUUCUUGGCCAAUAACUACCUGAGUGCAGUCAUUACCUUUCCUAUUAUCAGUGCAGGAUAUGGUCUGGUUGCAGCACUGUGGGGAUCUUUGGUGUUCAGAGAGAUUAAGGGAUUAGCCAACUGCUCCAUCUUCCUCUUGGCCUCCUGUGUUGUGCUGACUGGUUCCUUGCUGACCGCCAUCUCAAAGCUCUAAAACUAAAAGAAACAUCUAGUGAUUGUCAUAUUUUCAAAAUAUUAACUCCCGUUCUCUAGUUGAUUUAGAAAUGAAUGCCCUUGAUUUUAUAAAGCACUUUUGAACCUCAUGAAAAUAAAAGUGGCAUGGUGAUUGAGUUGAAUGUAAAACUUUAUUCUCUGACUUGGUGGCAGUGUCCUGCAGGAACCACCCUUGUGUUUUUUUUUUUCUUUGUUUGUUUGUUUGUUUGGUUGAAAGGGGAAGUUUGCUGUUAAACUAUAUUUGUUGUUGAAAUUAUGUUUAAAAUAUAUACUCACCUGUUCUUUGUUCAGUUGCUAAUAAAAUGUCCAUGCAAUAUGUUUACUAUGUCACCCACUCAAACUGUUUUAGAUUGGCUGUCAUACUAAGACACUGCACAUAUCAGUUUAUGUAAUGACAAGGUGCUGGUUUAUGAGUCACGAUUUGGCCUUUUGUACAGCUUGUAAACUUUGUCUUAUUUUCACACCUAUUAAAACAUCUAGUGCUGACACACAA